Aspergillus niger is the source of this 825-nucleotide messenger RNA. RefSeq lists its product as uncharacterized. Bases 1 to 825 code for a protein of 274 amino acids. Lineage: Eukaryota; Fungi; Ascomycota; Eurotiomycetes; Eurotiales; Aspergillaceae. The record is from RefSeq and is a predicted model, not a curated record. The transcript has 3 exons.
AUGGUCAACCAAUUCCGCGAUGAGAUCCCUCGUCCGAUCAUCGGUGUUGCGCAUGGCAUGGGCUGUGCACAACUGGUUAAUCUUUCGAUCAUCCAUCCGCGCCUGCUGUCCACGCUCAUCCUCUUCGAGCCCGUCAUCAUCGAGGCUUCCUUCGGUGGUCCCAACCCAGCGCUUCCCGCUAGCCUCCGCCGAGACCUUUGGCCGAAUGCCGAAAGCGCCAAAGCAUCAUUAUCGAAAGGCCUCCGAAAUUGGGAUCCUCAUCCAAAAGUUGGCGCCGAAGCUGUGACGCUAAGAACAACAAAGCACCAAGAAGCGUGGAGCUUCUCUACGAUGAACCUGGAAUCCGAGCAUCUGGACCGACUCUUGCUACCUGACUGGGAUAGUGAACGGGAACGGCCGUAUCUCUUUUCACGCCCGGAAUGCUGGUCCGCCAUGAGAAAUCUACCGUUUCUGAGACCGAGUGUCCUCUGGGUCUUUGGGGAGAAGAGCUUCCUGUCUUUGCCGGACGCGCAGGACGUCAAGAUGCGAGUAACAGGAAUCGGAGUGGGUGGUAGCGGUGGGGUUCAAACUGGAGCGGUAGAAAAGGCUGUCCUGGUAGAUGGGUCGCAUACUCUCGUUUUUGAAAAUGUCGGAUGGUGUGCAGAGACUGCGGCCGGAUGGAUUCGGAAGUGGUACGCCGGCUGGUUGAAAGAUGAAAAUUUUUGGUCUGAGUACAGAAGCCGGCAGUCGGAUCAUGAUAUGUUAAGAUUGUCAAAGGAAGCAGUCCAGGUGGCGAAAAUGCCAGUUGGAGCAAAGAGAGGAGAGGCUUGUAAACUGAAAUUAUAA